Gekko japonicus is the source of this 3493-nucleotide messenger RNA. It is a transcript of the gene PKD2, whose product is annotated as polycystic kidney disease 2 (autosomal dominant). Gene Ontology annotation, molecular function: signaling receptor binding; potassium channel activity; calcium ion binding. The record is from RefSeq and is a predicted model, not a curated record. Gene Ontology annotation, cellular component: membrane. The transcript is spliced from 15 exons. The coding region runs from base 68 to 2671 and encodes 867 amino acids. NCBI's taxonomy places the organism in Eukaryota, Metazoa, Chordata, Lepidosauria, Squamata, Gekkonidae. Gene Ontology annotation, biological process: potassium ion transmembrane transport; release of sequestered calcium ion into cytosol; detection of mechanical stimulus.
GGGCUUUGAGCCCGAGGAAGAAGAAGCGGCCAGGGCGGCGGCGGCGGGAGCUGGGCCGGUGCUGCAAAUGGACGUGGAGUGGGGCCGCGGCGGGGCAGGCUCGCCUUCCGCCGGGGGCCCCAGCCCGCGAUGCGGAGGCGCCGAAAGCGGGAGGCGGCGGCGCAGGCGGCGGGGGGGAGGACAGGAGGAGGAGGAGGAAGAAGAAAAGGAGGAGGAGGGCGACGAAGGCGAGCGGCCUUAUCCUUCAGCAGGCGGAGGGGAGGGCGACGCGCGGCCCCCACAGUUCCCUCACGACGAGGGCGCCGGGCCGCCGCCUCACCGCGUCGCCUGGGCCAAGGGGCUGGCGCGACGCCUGCGAGGUCUGUGGGGUACAAGACUAACGGAAGAAAACACAAGCAGAGAGAAAUACCUGAAAAGUGUUUUACGAGAAUUAAUCACUUAUUUGAUUUUUCUUCUGGUCCUCUGCAUCUUGUCCUAUGGAAUGGUGAGUUCUAAUUCGUACUACUACACAAGGGUGAUGUCGCAGCUCUUUCUAGAAACACCAGUAUCAAAAAUGGAGAAGACAGACUUCAAAACUUUGUCCACAGUGGAAGACUUCUGGAAGUUCACUGAGGGCCCUUUGCUAGAUGGUCUUUACUGGGAGAUGUGGUACAACAAUAAGACAGUGGCAGAGAAUAGGAGUUUCAUCUACUACGAGAACCUGCUUCUGGGAGUGCCUCGCAUCAGACAGCUGAAAGUGAGGAAUGGCUCAUGUUCAAUACCUGAAGAUUUAAAGGAUGAAAUUAAAGAGUGCUACAGUUUGUACUCUGUGGGUAAUGAGGACACUGCUUCAUUUGGCCUCCGAAAUGGAACUGCCUGGACUUACACCAGUGAAAAAAAUAUGAAUGGGAGCAGCCACUGGGGACUGAUUGCAAUGUAUAGUGGAGGUGGAUAUUACCAGGAUCUGUCCAGAAGCAGAGAGGAGACGUCUGCAUUGCUUGGUGUCCUUAAAAACAACAUGUGGCUCGAUAGGGGAACAAGAGCAACAUUUAUCGAUUUUUCAGUGUACAAUGCAAAUAUCAAUCUCUUCUGUAUUGUAAGGUUAUUGGUAGAGUUCCCACCAACAGGAGGCCUGCUUACCUCUUGGCAAUUCCAGCCAGUGAAGUUAAUUCAUUAUAUUUCCACUUUUGAUUUCUUCCUGGCUGCCUGCGAAAUUGUAUUUUGUCUCUUUAUCCUUUAUUACGUGGUGGAAGAAAUCCUGGAAAUUCACAUUCACAGACUGUAUUAUUUUAGGAGUCUCUGGAACUGUCUUGAUGUUCUCAUCAUUGUGCUUUCAGUGGCCUCAAUAGGAGUUAACAUUUAUCGAACAUCCACUGUGGACAAGUCACUGAAGACACUGCUGGAGAAUCAGAAUCACUUCCCAAACUUUGAGCCCUUAGUGUACUGGCAAACACAGUCCGGCAAUAUUGCAGCUGUCACCAUGUUUUUCGUCUGGAUUAAGCUCUUCAAAUUUAUCAGCUUCAACCGGACAAUGAGCCAACUAUCUACCACUAUGUCACGAUGUGCCAAAGAUGUGCUUGGUUUUGCCAUUAUGUUUUUCAUCAUUUUCAUAGCCUAUGCUCAGCUUGCUUACCUUGUGUUUGGCACGCAAGUCGAUGACUUCAGUACCUUCCAGGACAGCGUCUUUGCUCAGUUCCGCAUCCUCUUGGGAGAUUUUGACUUUACAGAGGUUGAAGAAGCAAACAGAGUUUUGGGACCCAUUUAUUUCACUACGUUUGUGUUCUUUAUGUUCUUCAUUCUUUUGAACAUGUUUCUGGCCAUUAUCAAUGAUACCUACUCAGAAGUCAAAUCAGAUAUGGCACAGCAGAAGUCUGAGAUGGAACUGUCUGAUCUGAUCAAAAAGGGAUACACCAAAGCCAUGGUGAAGCUAAAAUUGAAAAAAACACCUGUUGACGACAUUUCGGAGAGCCUGCGGCAAAGUGGAGGCAAAUUAAACUUUGAUGAACUGCGGCAGGAUCUGAAGGGGAAAGGGCACACCGAUGCAGAGAUUGAAGCCAUCUUUACAAAAUAUGACCAGGACGGGGAUCAGGAAUUGACAGAGCUGGAGCACCAGCAAAUGAGAGAUGACUUGGAGAAAGAGAGGGACCUGGAGCUAGACCGAAGCUCUCUGAAACGCCCCCUGAGUGGCCGCAGCUUCCCACGGAGCCUCGAUGACUCAGAAGAGGAUGACGACGAUGACAGUGGGCACAGCUCAAGAAGAAGAGGCAGCAGCUCCAGUGGGGUCUCAUACGAAGAGUUUCAAGUGUUGGUGCGGCGAGUGGAUCGCAUGGAGCACUCCAUAGGCAGCAUCGUUUCCAAGAUAGACGCUGUCAUCGUGAAGCUGGAAGCAAUGGAGAGAGCAAAGCUGAGGAGGAGAGACGUGUUGGGGAGGCUGCUUGAUGGGGUCACAGAGGACGAGAGGCUGGGCCAUGACAACGAAAUCCACAGGGAUCAAAUGGAGAGACUUGUCCGAGAAGAGCUGGAGCGCUGGGAAUCCGACGAUGCGGCAUCCCAAGUGAGCCACCGAUUAGGGACUCCCAUAGGACUCAACGGUCACUCGCGGGCUAGGAAUUCCCGCCCUUCUUCCUCACAGUCCACAGAGGGCAUGGAUGGGGGAGGGGCUGGAAAUGGUGGGAGCAACACCCACGUCUAGAAGCGGCUUUCUGUUGCCUCAAAACUGAUGAACAUUUUCUGCCAUUGGUGAAUUGGCUCGGUGGCAGGAUGAGGUGGAUGCGGUACAUAAAGAAACUGCUUGACUAUUAAGUGCCAGUUCAAGGUAUUGUGAGACCAGUCCUCAGCAGGCCCAGUAAUAGGUAACUCCCAUUUCAGUCACCGGGGCGUAGUCCCAGGAAAGUGUUCUUAGGACUGCAGCCCUUGUGACCCUCAACAGCUGCAUUACCCACUGCAGGAGCACGGGGAGUCCCCGUGGUGCUAGCAGUGCGGCAGGGGUCCAGCUCAGAACCGACAAGUGGCGGUGCAGAUACCGGAGGCUGUCCGUGCCUCAGGGGCUCAACGUGGACCUGGCCGGUGGCGCAGGUCUGGGACGCGGAGCUACGCCUCUCCCUUCCUUCCAUCCCACUGCCAGCUGGCCACCUCGGGAUGCCACCCGAGCAGCCACUUCAUUUUUUAUUUUCCUUGACUUCAUUUAUAGCCUGCCUUUCUUGCUGAGACUCCAGGCGGAUUCCAAAUUUAAAAAAAAAUUCCAUCAGAGAGCAAGGACCUCCAGUAAGCUAUGCAGUAGGCCUAGGAUUACAGAACUGGAGAGCAGUCCAGCCGUCUUAAGGCAUGCCGCGCCAUGAUGCAGACGGUAGGUUACAAAGGUAGACAAGGUGGAAAGGGCCGUCAAGUCACAGCCGACCUACGGCAGCCCUUGGGGGUUUUCCAGGCAAGAGAACAGCAAAGGCGGUUUCCCGUUGCAUGUCUCUGUGCAGCGACCCUGGAAACACUUGGUGGUCUCCCAUCCAAGUACUAACCA